Molecule: messenger RNA, 5585 nt
Organism: Cydia pomonella (codling moth)
Lineage: Eukaryota; Metazoa; Arthropoda; Insecta; Lepidoptera; Tortricidae
Exons: 5
Coding region: 105-824 (239 amino acids)
Source: RefSeq, a predicted model, not a curated record
CUCCGCUCAGUGCCUUACCUGCUGCGAGGGGCUUCGCGCGCGCCCGUUGUGCUUGUGUUUACAUCGCGUGUGAUGGUUCGGUGACAGACACACAGGAUACAACCAUGGCGUGUGCCCGAGGGAUCUGCACCGCGGACAAAGUCUUCAUAUUCAUCAACAUCGCUUUCGCGAUGUACAGUGGCGCCCUCCUAGCGACAGCAGCCCGUCUAGCCUGGGACCCGAGCACAUACACAUGGUUCCGCUUUCUUUGCGCGGCGCAGUACCGGGCCUCUGCUGCCUACGUGCUCGCGGCGGGCUUGUGGCUCGCGGCUUUGGUCUACCUGGCCGCGGCCGCUGCCGCCCAUCACCCUCAUCAACCCUCGCCGAAGCCACGCUGCUUACAUCUGUACGCAGCCGGCGUGGUCUGCCUCGCCGUGAGUGAAGUCGGCUACGGGGCGUGGAUGGCAGCGUCACUGGCCGCCUGGUGGCGCGAGGCCCCAGAAGCCGAGCUGGCGAGGAAGGGCAUGGACCUGAUGCACGACUUGAAGCCCAUGUUGCUGGCUGUUGAGCGGUACAGGGACGUGGCGAGGCCAGUGCUCGACAUGCUUGAUGAGGUCGAGCACAAAGCGCCCAACAACGUAUACGUCAUCAUGGUGUUCGGUCUAGUGGGCAUGGUGUUACAAGUGGCCGCGUUCGUGAUGGCGCGGCGCCUGGCGCGCCGGGCGCCGCCUCAGGAGGACAAGGAGGAUAAGGAGGCCAGCGCGUGCGUGGAGGAGAGCGACGAGCCGGGGUGGAGGAAGAAGGCCAAUCUACGGAUGUAUACUAUACUUGAUAAGAUUUUCUAGCAGGACGACUCGGCCCCCGGGCCGCCGCCGCCUCUGCCCAGAGCGCCCUGCGCCUCCCUGUCCCCGCCGCGCUCCAGAAAACGUUCCAAAAAACGACGCGGGCGUCCCCCAAACGCCCCGAAGUACAAGGACGCCAAAGACGCGGCAUGGGAUAAAGCGAGCGAGGGGAGGUAUAUGACCCGGGACCGGGAGCCCGGUGGAGUGCGGGAGGCGAGAGAGGGGAAAGCGUUGGAGGGGAGGUUCACGGCGCGGGAUCGGGAACCCGCUGCAGCGCGGGAGGGUCACACGGUCCGGGAACCUUGGGACCCCGGACGGCCAGCGCGGGACGCGGCUUGGGACGCGGUGCAGGCGCAGUUCCGGGCCACGAGGAGGUUGCGGCCGCCCUCGGCGCCGCCCGCGCCUAAUACCGCUGCUGCGCUUCUUAUACUGCAUACUGAGCUGUAAUUCUGCGCAUGAAGACUUUUCAGUGACUGUAAUCGUCACUUAACGUCUAAAACGAAAUACUCACAGAAACUUGCGAAACAUUUUAAUAGGCACCAUUCAUUAUGAAAGACAGAAGCCGUCUAAACUAACUUUGCACUGACUUUGACGAGGAAAAGUGUGGAGUGGCAUUAUAGAUUCCGUAAUUUCAAAGCAAUUUGACAUUUAUUUCAAAACUCUUACAUUGUCACUGCUAAGACUAUGCAAAGUUAGUCUGGUAUCAUUGCUGCAUAUCUAUUUAUGAAAUUUGAGAAUGCCGCAUUUGGCUAUGUUAACGAAAACGACAAAGCUUUGCGUAAUCCUUCUUAAUAAAUGGUUUAUAAAGAGAGUUUUAACUUAAUGAUAUAAACUUUUGAAAAACCUGAAAACUAUGCUUGGUAUACAUGGAUGCCAAUGUGUAAGCUUUGCUGUUUGAACGUGUCUUUUUUUUAAUUGACUGAAAAGCGUUUUUAAAUUAUAUGUUUUCUGAUGUUAAUGUGUCACUUUAUAAAGUGAAUUUAUUAAACAUAGUUCAAAAUUAUUUUAUAGAAAAAAGGGUUAACUGUAUAAGAAAACACGUAUUAGUUAUAUUAUAAUGAAAUAUUGAAAUUAAUUGUUAUUAUUAGACCGACUGAAGUCGGACGAAUGAUCGACACUGCCAAAUGAAAUAAAGUUCAACUAAGCGCACCACAUUAUUCGAUAAUAGGUAUAUAAAAGUAUAUAACAUUGUUACUGAUAUAAUGUAUAACAUUUAAAUAGAUUCCAUAUAACGAGCGAGUCUUCUAAAUUGUAAAUUAAGAUUAAAGCUGUGACCACACGGGUGGCACAAGAAACAUUUAACCAGUGGUAGGAUUAUUGAAACUGUUGAGUCGAACUGUGCUAACCGCACGAGCUUUGUGAUAACAAAGUGUGUAAAUGUCACCAAAAAAUGUUAAAUUUCCAUGAUAAUUUGACAUUUGCACGCUUUGACAAAGAGAAUUUGAAAUAGAGGUGGAUUGUCAAAGAAAAUUUUGUCGCCACAGUAAAUUUACUGCCAUCUUUCUCUUUUGAUACAUCAUUUAAACUUUUAAAACGCCAUUUGACUUUAAUCCUUAUUCUUUCACUGAUAUGAGUUAAAUUUCAAAAACUGGCGCCAUCUUACCGGGCAUCGGAUAAAGGUUGUACUAACCGAUUAACUUUGAUCUAUUAGAUAGCGCCACUUUUUGGUAUUUAACAAAUUUAUCAUAAGGUAUCAUCAGUGAUAGAAUAAGGAUCAAAAAAUUUAAUCACGUUCUAAAAAUUUUAAUCAUGUGUCGAAAGAUGGCAGUAAAUUUACUGCUGCUACAAAGUUUUCUUUAACAAUUCACCUGUAUUUUAAAUUCUCUUUGGCUUAGACUUUGGCCAAAGUCGGUGCAGUUAGCUUACUUAGACAAACUCGAAUUAUAUAAUUAUGUGAAAUAACAGUGUUUAAGAUUUUAUAGAACAAUAGAUGCACGAGAACCGCUGACCGUGUGAAUGCAGCUUAAGGUUCCGCCAGUUUGAAUAGGCUAUGUUCACAUUUGGGUGAUUUUAUUGAAUAGAAUCUACUGCUUUCUUUAUUUAGUUUGGUUGGACACAAUUUUGGCAUUGGAUGGGUGACACUAAUGAGAUGUUUGUCAUGUUUGGAUCCAUCAGAGAAAUUACACAAAUGUGGACACGGCCUUUACGUUACCAGGUUUUGACAAUAUCUACCUUCUAGUAAUGACAGACUGCCAUAUUGAUUUUUAGAUUAAUUAUCAAAUAAGUGUAGCUUAGUUAAGUAAUGCCAUAUCACCGGGCAAGCGCCGACUCCUAUACUCCUAUAGUUAGUUGUUUUAAGGAAUUUUAUGAUCUGUAGAGUAUUUUUUUAUUGUACGAAUGUGUUGAGUCUUCGAAUACUAUCUAUAGAUACUGACAGGCAAUCGUGGCAGUAAAAUAUAUAGGCUGACGAUAUAAGUCAUUCUCAAAGCUUAUUCACAUUUUCCGACUUUCGAUAUCGGAUAAUGUGUAAACGCUGUGAUUUCUCGAACUAUUUAAUUUUUAGUGUUCCGUACAAAAGUUUGUUCACGGAACACUUAUGGGAUCACUUUGGAUUUGCAAAUCGGUUAUAUACGAUUUUCUCAGAGACCGUUUGACGGAGACGGCUAAAAUUUGGAACAGUUAUUAUUUGGUAUGUUUUAAGCUUUUCUAAGGCAGAGGGAAUAUAUUUCCCACAAUGAUUUUGAACUUUAUGUUAAAGAUUGUGGAUUGAAUAUCUUGUACAAGACCCGUCGCCAAUCUUCACCAUCAAUUGUAUCAUCAAAGUUGCGUGAAGUAUCGGUGAUAUCUUGCCAUAAAGGUCUUUUCUUUAUGUAAUUCUAUAUAACGUAUCGUAAGCGAAUAAAGAUAUUGCACCUUACUGUCAAUAUCUCUAGCUGUUUAUACUGCCAUGAUUGUAUGACCAGAGUGUAUCUUGCCUUGCCGUUGAUUGUACUGUAUUGUUGAGGAGACUGGUGCUAUCUGCUCCCGUGCUCCCGCGUCGCCCCGUAAUUAUUGUUUUCAUAUUUUUUUGCUACAUCAAAGAGAAGUUUUAUGAAAAAGAGGGUUAUACACAUCAAAUUAAAUCGUUCCUCGAAUAAAACUAACGUUAAUAAACAAGCGUUUAUGUAGACUAUGUAGAGCCGUCUGUAGAUCGUGUCAUUCACAAGGACGCGUGCCCUAGACUCUUAUUUCAUGUUAUUAAAGGUUAGUUUUGACAAAUCUGUGCGUCAUAAUGAAUGACACGAACUAUAAGUCUCAGAGACUUGGCUAGCGAGAGAGUAUGGUGCCACUGUAAAUCAAACUUGGGUGCUGCCAAUUUGGUGCAGGCUUAGCUUAGACGAACUCUAGCACUUCUCUACACAUAUUGUAGGUACUAAUUAUUGCCUUGAUUAAAUCUCGAUUUUAAUUUUUUCAUAAAAUUUCUGUGAUAUUAAACGUUCUGGGGCGCCGCGGGCCGACGCUCGGCGAAACUCCAUUUUGCUGUGAUUUGCUUUUAAAGUUCGAAAUGACUCUUCUACGUAGAUAGUUGAAAUUGUUAGUAUACUUAAACAUGACGCGGGGUGAAAAUGACUCAGAACGAUAACGACGAACUUAUCAAAUUCUGUAAUAAGUAUAGUCUAUCGAUUCCAAGUACAAGAUUAGGCGAGAUUAGGUAAACGAUAAACGUAAUAUACCCCAUUGUUUUUUGACACACCAUCAAGCACCAUUUUCACGAUAAAACCAGUUGCUAUGAAUAUUAAUCAUAAUAUUCAAUGGUAUCAACCAUUGAAUACGAAUAAGGACAAAACAUUCAUCUGAUACGCACAAUCCUUUAUACAUAUUAUCUUUCGAAUCCAAGUACAAAUGAGUUUGGUCUCACCCCGCGACGCGAGUACUCGGCCGCAGGGCCGCGCCCCGAUGCCAAAUAGCUUUAAGAAUACCGUUGUUUGUUGCCUUUACCUUCAACUGAACGUUUAUGCAUUUUCUUUGUACAUACAUGAACUAAAGUAGUUAAUAUUGUCAAUGACUUGAUUGCCCUCUCUCUCACUCAGCAGGUAAUAAAAUCAUAUGACCGCGAUUUUCAGUUAACGAAGUUACAGUCUUAACCAGUUGAGUGUCUACUUUUCCCCAAAUGAUGGAUGUUGGUAAUUUUUCUUGACUUGUCGGUACAGGGCUAUAACCGCACUUUUACUCCAAUUAAGGCGUAAUUAGAAUAACACUGACUGAGAAGAAAGAUGCCCGCAAUAUGCGAACUUCGGUGUUCGCGGUAGGUCCUCAAUGUCAACGCAAUACGCUGUAUUUCUUCCUGAUUGGCCCGGAGCGGGGACAAUCCGCAUCUAAACCAAUCAGAUAGCAGUACCAAGUCGCAUCGCACCGAUUCCUUAUUGCCAAGUCAGGAAAGGGCCUAUUGAGGUGUGUUAUUAUGUCAGUAGUAAGCAGUUACUCCGAGGAGUUAUUAAAAGCACAGUGAGAAAGAGAACUCGUUACAUGUCGUGCCUUGCGUUCGAGAGGGACAACGUGACUCCUGGCCUUCCGCUGUCAAAGAUUAGUUUUGUUGGACACGGAGAAUUCUGUAUUACAUACAUAAUCAGGCACACCGGUAGAAAAUGCCUUACGGCAUCAAGUCCACCAUUAUCAUGUAUUGUGAAAUAAAGAUUUAAAAAAUAAUAUAUUUUUUGCUUAAGUAUGCCAAGUUGAUUAGGGAAGGGCAACGGCGCGGUCAAGUAGCGAGUGUAGCCGACUAUCCUAUACCGACGAUGUUUAAAUUUUAAGGAAAACGAAGCAAUAAAGUGAUAUUUUUGUAAA